UGACGUUUUUUGACAUAUUUGGGUAUAAAAAUUAAAAUAAUGGUUGACGUAGCCUAGAUGGUACCUAUUCCGUGUGGUUAAAAACAAAAUCUAUUAUGAAUUUUAUAAAAAUUAACCGUAUUUAGAAGAAUGAGAUAAAAAUCAGACGCAUAAUCAAGAAAUGAUCGGACACAUGCGAGACCAUGUGGCCGUCAAUUUAUCCACAGAAUCGCUUCUGGAAAAUAAAAAGAGAACCAAAAGUUUGAGAAGGCAAUGGAACGAACUGUCUCGAUGUCAGAAGAGCAUCUUUUGCACAAUUGCUUUUAUACUAUUCACGUUUUUGUAUGUUUUAUGCCGCGGGGAGACAAAAAUCACACCCAACCUCCAUGAGAUCAGCGCCGAUACGUUGAAAAAUAUCGGAAAUGAUCCUAGGGAGGCAGAGCAAGGUUUCAAUGAGGUAGUGAAUGAGAACCAAGUGUUGGAGGAACCUGCUGGAGUGGAGGUUGUGAAUAGUGGGCAAAAGGAUCAGGUUUUGGGACCGCCGAGGGUUGAGCCCAAAUUCACAGGUCCCACAACAGCUAGACAAAGAGCAGUUGUAAACGCCUUUAAGCAUGCCUGGAAGGGGUACAAACAGUUUGCUUGGGGCCAUGAUCAUUUGAAGCCGAUUUCUGAAGGCUAUGAGGACUGGUUCGGCCUGGGACUUAGCAUUGUCGACUCGCUCGACACCAUCUUUAUUAUGGGACUUAAAGAAGAAUAUAGAGAGGCAAGAGACUGGGUGGACAAACACCUUCAUUUCAACAUCAACAGGGAUGUUAACUUAUUUGAAGUAACUAUAAGGAUAUUAGGUGGACUACUCAGUAUUUAUCAUUUAUCCAAAGAUGAGAUGUUUCUCACAAAAGCAAUAGAAUUAGGUGAUAGGCUUCUUCCAUGCUUCGAGUCUGACUCGGGCAUCCCGUUCUCUGAUAUUAACUUGUCUACAAAGAGAGCUCAUGCUCCUAAAUGGUCUCCAGACAGCUCAACUUCUGAAGUAACUACUAUACAGUUGGAGUUCAGAGAUUUGAGCGGAGCUACGGGAGAUCCAAAAUACGAGAAUGCCGUAGACAAGGUGUCGAGACACAUCCACAAAUUGGAGAAGAUGGACGGUUUAGUUCCUAUCUUUAUCAACGCAAAUUCCGGCCAGUUUAGAUCUUACGCGACGAUCACUUUGGGAGCAAGAGGAGACAGCUAUUACGAAUAUUUACUUAAGCAAUGGGUACAGACUGGAAAAGCCAUAGAUUUCUUAAAGAAUGAUUACGUGGAGAGCGUCGAAGGCAUAGAAAAGCACCUGGUGCGUCGGACGGUACCGAACGGGUUCUUGUUCAUAGGCGAGCUUCUCACAGGCGGCAAAGACUUUAAACCAAAGAUGGACCAUCUGACAUGCUACCUGCCGGGCACUUUGAUGUUAGGUGCGCACAACGGUCUUCCUAACGGUCACAGGAAACUCGCAGAGGAAUUGCUCACCACUUGCUAUCAGACGUACGCGCAACAGCCGACGUUUUUGGCGCCUGAGAUCACUUACUUUAACAUACAGGGUGAAAAUUCUAACGAUAUGUACGUAAAAACCAACGAUGCGCACAAUCUCUUAAGGCCUGAAUUUAUAGAAAGUCUGUGGUACAUGUACCAGUUUACCGGCAAUACUACUUACCAGGAUUGGGGAUGGCAGAUAUUCCAGGGUUUCGAAAACUAUACGAAGGUCGUAAACGGCUACACCUCGAUAGGUAACGUUCGCAACCCUCAAAACGUGCGACCAAAGGACAAGAUGGAGUCGUUCUUCUUAAGCGAAACCUUAAAGUAUCUCUAUCUGCUGUUCAGUGACGAUCCGAAACUGUUGGAUCUCGACAAAUAUGUGAUAAACUCUGAAGCACACCCGCUGCCCAUACAAAAUGUUUAGGAAACUUACAAUGCGAUGAAAGAUGUCUAGUCUCUGUUUGUUGUGUGCUUGAUAGACAAGUGAGGGUUUAUUUAAAGUCAUGGGACAUUUUUGCUGAAAAUCGUUUGUAAAUGGUCGAAAGAUUUGUAGUAAAACUACAAGAAAACGGUUUGUCGGAGAUAACGUGGAGUGAUCGACAACAUAAUUACCUAAAAAAACUCUUCUUUUAGUUGUGACAUCAGGUUUAGCUGAAGUUCAGUUUAGCGUCAGAUCAAAUAAAACAUGGAUUAUGUUAAAAAAAGUUUUGGCAAAGCUCCAAUCACGGGUUUUCAGGAUUUUCAACAUUUUCAAGAAAGUUCUCAAACUUUGAAAAUCUUAAAGUCUGGGAAUUGAAAAUAUUACAAAUUUUCGAAAUUUUGCAAAUUUUCAAAAUAUUGAAAGUUUUUUAAAUCCUCAAACUUUCGGAAACCAAGGGUUCUGAAAAUUGUUAAAAAUAGAAAUUUCAAAAUUUUUAAGAUUCGAUAAUUUUGUAAAAUCCUGAAUGUUUUGAAAAUAUUGAGAAUUCUAAAAAUUAUGAAAAUCAAUAUUUUGGUAAAAUUUUAUAUUAGAUAAUUUUGAAAAAUCCUGUAGGUUUGAAAAUUAUGGAAACUAGAAAUUCAAAAAAAAAUUAUUAUCGAAGUUUUGAAAAAAAAGAUUUGCUAUUUUUAAAAAAUCCUUGAUCAAGUUUUGUAAAUUUUGAAAAUAUUGAAAAUUUUUGAAAAAUUCUAUGAUGUAGUGACAAUUUUGAAAAAUUAUGAGUCUUGUAAAUUUUGGAAACUGAUGGUUCUGAAAAUUUUGAAAAUUGAAGCUUUGGAAAAAUUUGAAGAUUUGAAAAUUUUGGUAAAUUCUUGAACCAUUAAGAAUUUUGGUAAUCUUGGAAAAUGUAGAAAAUUUUGAGAAUUGAAAUUUUGGCAAAAUUUAAGGAUUUCCAAUUUUAAAAAUCCUGUACAGGAAAAUUUUGAUAAUCGACGUUUUGGAAAAAUUGGAAGAUUCGAUCAUUUUAAGAAAUCCUGAAAAAUUAUAAAUAUUGUAAAUUUCGAGAAUAUUGGAUAUUGGAGUCUUGGACAAAAUUGAAGAUUUGAAAAUAUUGAAAUAUCUUGAUACCAUUGAAAAGUUUGUGAAUUAUGAAAAUUGAAAUUUUAGAAGAGUUUGAAGAUCUUACGACUUAUAAAUGUCUCAUGAUUUUUUCUUGAACUCCAUGUAUAUGUGUACAUAAUAUGUGAUCUUAGAACCUGAUAAAUCUUCACCCGUAAUAUUGCUUUUGACUUUGUUGCACGUUAACAAUCAUUUGGAUUGAGUUAUGAACCUAGAAAAACGUAAUAGUAAAUGAAAAAACUCGUUUUAUUUCAUUAUUACGUAACUUAAAACGUUUCAUAUGUCAAGCCUUGAGGUAAGUCACUAUAAUUCCAAAUCAUAAAAUGAUAUGAAAGUGUCGAAAUUUUAAGCUUCACAAAGUGCUUACUUAUUGAAAAUAUGGAAUUUUGAAAAAUUCAUUUCUACUGUUUUUUUUUUGUACUUUUAUGGAAUGUUUUUUUGAUAUCUUAAGCGUGUAUAGUAGAAUGAAUCUUCAUCUCAACUAAAUAAUUUUAACUUUUAACCUAAUUUCGAUCUCUCAUAUUGAGAGGGAAAGAAAUGAUAAAAACCGAAACAUCUCACAAACGAGUUUUAUACAAUUCUAUCAAAUUUUACCUUCAUAGCAAUACAUUUUUCACCUAAUUUUUUAAUGUUUUUUCAACAUACGCAUGGUUUUAAAUCAAUAUACAACAUCUGUUUUUUUUUGUGAAGGUGCUAGAACUGUAUAAUUUUGUACAACAGGAACUCCACAUAUUAUUUUGAGCACAAUUAGAAAAAUUUGUUAAUUAUACAUUUGAUGAAUAAAAACAAACGUGUUAUUGGUUAA
Molecule: messenger RNA, 3827 nt
Organism: Acanthoscelides obtectus
Lineage: Eukaryota; Metazoa; Arthropoda; Insecta; Coleoptera; Chrysomelidae
Source: the annotation of a GenBank genome assembly